AUGGCCGAAGACGACGCGGAAGCCGUCCGCGCGGCGGCCAGGGAGGCGCUGCUGCUCGACCACGAGGGCCACACCGACGCGGCGCUCGCCCGCGCCCGCGACCUCGUGCUCGCGCACCAGGGCUCGGCGACCGCGCACCGCCUCCUGGGCGAACUGAGAUACGCCGCCGCCAUCCGUGCGGCCCGCGGGAAGGGGAGCGUGGAGGCCAGGAAGGCCGCGGCCGCGGCGCACCUCCGCGUCGCCCGCGACGCGCUCUCCGCGGCCAGGCGGCUCGUCCCCGACUGCGUCGACAUCGCCGCGGCUCUCGGCGACGCGCUCGCGGCCUCGAAGAUGUACGGAGAGGCGGAGAGUGAGUUCCUCCGCGCGCAGCGCAUCCCGCGCCCCGUCGACCCUGCGGAGCACAACGCGGCGUACGGCAUGUACGACGGCUACGAGCACGAGCGCGACCCCGCCUUCGCGAGCGAGAGGGUGGAGGAGGCCAGGGAGAGGGCCCACGCCUCCUACGCCCGAAUGACGGUCCAGGAGCUCCUCCCGAUCGCCGUCGAGCUGGUGCUCGACGUCGGGAGGCGCCUCGGCGCGUCGGAGGCGCGCAGGCAGGCAAAGCGGGUCGCCGAGACCUUCCCCAAACUGGGGCGCGCGCAGUACCUCCACGCGUACAUGAACCUGGAGUUCGUCCGCAGCCUUGACCCGGCCAUCGACAAGAGGGCGUUCCUGCGCCGCACCCUGGUCAUCGCGGAGCGCGCCGCGCAAGCCUUCCCCAACUCGGCCGUGAUCGCCUCCUUCCACGCGAGGCUCCUCUUCAUCCUGGGUGAGUACGACACCGCCGAGAGAGAAUGCCGCCGGGCGCUUCACAUGAAAGAUCCUGAUGACCCUCAACGCGACUGCAUUCCGCCUGGAUCCAUCAGCGGGGAGAACCACGGCGCAAGGUUAAUUUCGCUAGCCUGCGAGUUUCAUGAGCUGCUCAACAAGAUCCUGAUGGCGGCCAGCGACUACUGGGACUCCAUGAGCAGCGAGAGGCAGCGCGACGGCUUCCUACGGGUCAGGUUCGAUGUGCUGCAGGAUGAAUACAGCAAGGUCGAUUUGUCGCAUGCGUUCACCAUGUCCGAUGCGCGGAGCUUUGUCAAGGAGCACAAGUCUUGGAGGUUUUGGGUUUGCCCCAUUUGUCAUGGCAAGAAGUUUCUGGACACUGGUUUGCUAUUGUCACACAUGUGCAGCAAGCAUCCGAGGGCAGUCUUACCGCGGCUGCAGUCAGUUCUGGAUCCAAAGCUCACUGACAAAGCAUUAGAGGCUGAUGAUUCUCUGGAUGGGGUGGCUUUUUGUCAAGAUUCAGACGAGCAAGACAUGAUCAGCUUCGAGAACAGGAGUGAUAUGUUCAAAUGGUUGUUCUAUUUACCUUCAAGUGGAGUAGGAGCAAAGCCAUUUCCUGAGAUACGACAAAAGAAGUGCAAGAAAGGAAAUAUGCUUCUUGAGAGUAUUAAGCAGAAAAUGAAGACUCUGCCUACUGAUAAAUCUAGUGGCGAGUUUGCCGAGGCUCUUCCUGAAAUACAGGAGUUGUGGCACAAUUUUCUCAAAGCUUCUGCAUUGGAUUAUCGCGAAAUCAUCCUGGCGCUUGCAAGAUCAUUCCUAUGGAGAGAGUUAAAGAAAUGCAUGACUGAAGAUCCAGAAGUAGCUGCUAAGUGGAUCAGUGCUGCUGAUAUUGAUGCAAUAUUCGCUAAUGAGGCUGAUGGUUCAGAGACAUCCCAUGCAAACGAGGGUGGUCGGGAAACGGGAGAUGAUAAACAGAUGGGGCUCUAA
Molecule: messenger RNA, 1794 nt
Organism: Phragmites australis (common reed)
Lineage: Eukaryota; Viridiplantae; Streptophyta; Magnoliopsida; Poales; Poaceae
Exons: 4
Coding region: 1-1794 (597 amino acids)
Molecular function (GO): protein binding
Source: RefSeq, a predicted model, not a curated record